ACAUCGGCCUAUGUACUAAAACGUCACAACGUAUUGGCGUUCUAGGGGAAGUGAACACGUGAGUUGUGGAAUCCACGCCUGUAGUGAGGCCAUUUCAGCAAUUGGUAUAAAAAGACGUAACGUUAUUUCGACCUGAUAUUUCAACAUGGCAGUAAGAGCAUCUUUUGAGAAGAACAACGAAAUUGGCUGCUUUGCUAAGCUCACAAACACGUACUGUCUCGUCGCCAUAGGCGGAUCAGAAAACUUUUACAGUGUGUUUGAAGGGGAGUUGUCUGAAACUAUACCUGUUGUCCAUGCAUCAAUUGCCGGAUGUCGUAUAAUUGGAAGAAUGUGUGUGGGAAAUCGUCAUGGUCUAUUGGUUCCAAAUAACACCACGGACCAGGAACUGCAGCACAUUCGUAAUAGCCUCCCAGAUACAGUGAGAAUCCAGAGGGUAGAGGAGCGUCUCUCGGCACUGGGCAACGUUAUCGCCUGCAACGAUUAUGUCGCACUGGUCCAUCCCGAUCUAGAUAGGGAGACUGAGGAGAUUCUGGCAGACAGUCUGAAGGUGGAGGUGUUUCGUCAGACCAUUGCUGAGCAAGUCCUGGUGGGCAGCUACUGCGCUUUCAGUAAUCAGGGAGGUCUCGUGCAUCCCAAGACAUCAAUAGAGGACCAAGACGAGCUCUCGUCUCUUCUUCAAGUGCCUCUAGUGGCAGGUACAGUUAACCGGGGUAGCGAGGUCAUAGCCGCCGGUAUGGUGGUGAAUGACUGGUGUGCAUUCUGCGGGCUGGACACCACGAGCACAGAGUUGUCGGUUAUUGAGAGCGUUUUCAGACUCAGCGAGACACAGCCCAGCGCCAUCGCCACCUCCAUGAGGGACACUUUGAUUGACAGCCUCACAUAAGACCUGGGUUUGGAGCAGUGUGGGAACACCGUCAGAGAAUGGACGACAACACACCAACCAUUUCGCACAUCCAGAUGGACAGCAUAUGGUUGUCACCUGAUCGAUAAUGAUUCAACCUUAUUAGACAAUUACUUGGCCUUUGUAAAAUGCACAUUCCGUCUGUGCAGUAUAACUGUGUACCUAGCGGAGACAAUGGCGUGCUCGCACAUGUUGUGUUACGGUCAAAUGGAAUGCUUGCCGAGGAGGUAACAUUUAACCUUGUAGUUUCACUUGUUAAUUUUCCCAAAGAUUGCAAGGAAACUCCAACCAUGUAAACUACGUACUGUCACGAAAGAGUGGAGAUUAUUUUAAUUGUGUGUGUUCCAUUGCUGUUUGCAGUGCAAUACAAAGAAAGCUUUGUCUGAUAUAAAAUAUAAUUGAAAUGGGGUGAUUUUCACCUCAGAUUUCCGCGUCCACUUACAAUAAAGAUGCUGCAUUUUCCUGCCCUA
This is a messenger RNA of Alosa alosa (allis shad), 1371 nucleotides long. It is a transcript of the gene eif6, whose product is annotated as eukaryotic translation initiation factor 6. Gene Ontology annotation, molecular function: ribosomal large subunit binding. Gene Ontology annotation, cellular component: preribosome, large subunit precursor; nucleolus; cytosol. The coding region runs from base 146 to 883 and encodes 245 amino acids. The transcript is spliced from 7 exons. The record is from RefSeq and is a predicted model, not a curated record. Gene Ontology annotation, biological process: maturation of 5.8S rRNA; ribosomal subunit export from nucleus; assembly of large subunit precursor of preribosome. Lineage: Eukaryota; Metazoa; Chordata; Actinopteri; Clupeiformes; Clupeidae.